AUGGAAUUUUCUCAAGUUACUGAUAAUAAUUUUAAACAUGCAAAAGAUAGAAAGUCUCAUAUUCCCAGCGUUCCCGUUAACUAUACAUAUUCUAAACGGCAAAAAGCCGGAAAAUCUUUUAUUCCACGUGUUGCUAAACAGCCUGAUAAUGAAAGUGAAAAGCUCGCUCUUUCUCGUGUUAAUAGUAUCAAGCAUCUUAAUUUGAAGAAAGAUAAGACCCUGUUUGCUCCUGUUAACUAUUGUAAACCAACAACAAAAAACACAAGUUCUCAUAUACCACAUAUCAAAGCAGCAAAAAAGGUUGUACCACGACAAGAGAAAUCACUCGACAAACCUACUACUUUAUUUGGAAAAUCAAAAAUUCCGGUACCUAUCUCAACCAAAAAAGCAAAGGUUGCAAUCAUCAAUUCGACCAAAAAAACAGACAUCAAAACACGUACUUCAAUUCAUAUCAGGACAUGUACUUCGACUCAUAUUAGGACCACCUCGACCCAUAUUAGGACCUGCACUUCAACGAUUAAAAAGAAGGAUGUUAGGGCAUGCGUUUCAGUCAAAAAGAAUAAUCAAGUGCACAUUUCAUCUUUUAAUGCAAUUAAAGGUGAUGAUGCUAAAGCACGCGUUUUAACUUUUGAUGCCAUUAAAAAAGAUGAAACUCUAUCUCGUAUUUCGACCAUUACUUCAAUCAAAAAAUCACUUAUCCCGGUUCGCAAGUCGAGAUACAAUUUAUUCAAAAAAAGAGUCGUCCCACUACAACCUCCUAGUCUUAUUUCUGUUCAAAACGAAACUUUUGCACAAACUUCCACCUUUAUUCUAAAAGAACAAAAUAGUCUAGUGUAUACCACAUUAAAAAAUAAACGUUUUCCAUUACAGAAAUCACUUAAUAACCCUGAAGCUUCAAUUUUCAUUUCUCACAAUGUAUCAACAUCAACAUCAAUUAUUAAACCGGAGCUAUCAUCAAUCACUUUACUUUAUAAAGCCGAAAAAGAUUUAUCAACUAUUAAACAUCAAGCAGGGGAAAGUGAUGAUAACGGUAAGCUUAACACUUCUUAA
Messenger RNA from Funneliformis mosseae, 1050 nucleotides. The record is from the annotation of a GenBank genome assembly. Lineage: Eukaryota; Fungi; Glomeromycota; Glomeromycetes; Glomerales; Glomeraceae.